This is a messenger RNA of Amphimedon queenslandica, 721 nucleotides long. RefSeq names its product EGF domain-specific O-linked N-acetylglucosamine transferase-like. The transcript has 8 exons. Bases 51 to 614 code for a protein of 187 amino acids. Gene Ontology annotation, molecular function: protein O-acetylglucosaminyltransferase activity. Lineage: Eukaryota; Metazoa; Porifera; Demospongiae; Haplosclerida; Niphatidae. The record is from RefSeq and is a predicted model, not a curated record. Gene Ontology annotation, cellular component: endoplasmic reticulum lumen.
UCUGUAUUAUGGUAUUACUGUAGGUUCCUGGCUGCUAUAGAUCAGGCCUCAUGCAAGCUUUCUCAAAACAUUUAAUUAAGAGACUAAACAUAACACAAGAAAUACCAGAGGAGUCGAUAGUUAGAGUGACUCUUUUAUCAAGAACAACCAAACACAGACGAAUAGUAAAUGAAGAUGAAUUGAUAAAGGCAAUGAAAACAGUUGGAUAUUUUCGGCUAAGAGUAGUCGACUACAAAUACAGGAAUUUCCCCUUUCUUGAACAGAUUGAGUCUUCUCACAACACUGAUAUAUUUAUUGGGAUGCACGGCUCUGGUCUAACUCACUUACUUUUCCUCCCAGACUGGGGAGCCAUAUUUGAAAUCUAUAAUACUGAAGAUGAGAGGUGUUAUAAAGAUCUAGCAAGAUUGAGAGGUGUAGAAUACUUAACUUGGCAAGACAACACUAAAGUUUGGAAAGAGAGAGAAGGUCUUCAUCCUCAAAUGGGUACUCCUCAUGCUAAAUUCACUAACUAUUCCUUUGAUCUCUUGGAGUUUAUGAGUCUAAUGAUGUCACUGGGGGACAGAGUACAGCAAAGAAAAGCUGCUUAUUUCUCUCAGAGAAUUUUUACAACUUAAAUUACAAUUUUAAUAAAAGCAGUUGAGCAAAUAGCUAAGCAUUAAUUUUAUGUACACAUUGCCAAAUAUAAAUUAUUAUCACUGCAAUAAGUUAAUAAGCAGCAAAA